Messenger RNA from Eleginops maclovinus (Patagonian blennie), 613 nucleotides. RefSeq lists its product as uncharacterized. Bases 130 to 333 code for a protein of 67 amino acids. Gene Ontology annotation, molecular function: zinc ion binding. The transcript has 4 exons. The record is from RefSeq and is a predicted model, not a curated record. Gene Ontology annotation, biological process: intrinsic apoptotic signaling pathway in response to DNA damage; regulation of gene expression. NCBI's taxonomy places the organism in Eukaryota, Metazoa, Chordata, Actinopteri, Perciformes, Eleginopidae.
ACUGGCAGACAUAUGUGCAGUUUAACGGUUUUCCUGUCAAUUUUCAGUUCACACACACACACACUCACAUAUGCUCAUGAAGCAUAUAUGUACUCACACACAGUCGUCGUUGAAUAAUUACAUAGCAUCAUGGUAGGCUACUGUCCAAUUUGCGGGAAGCCCGUCUACUUUGGUGAGAAGAAGAGGUCCUUAGGGAGGGACUACCACCCUCUGUGUCUCAAGUGUCAAAAGUGCAAGAGACAGCUCACAGCAGGUCAACAUGCCGAGUAUGACGAAAAGCCGUAUUGCUCACACUGCUACCUGAGGAUGUUUGGUCCAAGAGGUAACAGGUGACCGGUGUCUCAGUGGUGCAUUGCAGCUCGUUCACACACUGAGCCGGCAUGGACUGAAGAAACACAGGCACUAAAAAAAAAGUGUAGUAGGCCUAAAUAAAUAAAUAUAAAUGACGGACAGAUAUCUAACUGUCCAUCCACUUUCAUUUACACAAAUAAAAUAUUUAUAAAUGUGUGUGACCACUUGAUGCAGUGUGUAUGUGAUUGUUCACUUUUGUAAUGUAAACUAAUUUUCUGUCGGUAUUAAUAAAUGCAUUUUGAAAUAUGUCAAAAACAUUGUU